AUGCUUAACACAAAGGAUUACAAUGCUUUGAGCCUAGCUCAGCCCACGAAUUUCAAGGCUAUGCUAAACUCCGGCGAGCUACUCUGGGGAACUGGAUGUCGAAUCCCCCAUCCAGAAGCGGCGCGCGUUGUUGCUGCGACUCCGUAUCAUUUCUGUUUCUUAGACGCAGAACACGCACCUCUCAACGCAACACUCCUCGUCAGUCUAAUUCGAACGAUCCAAUACCACUCCAAUGGCUCAAUGGUACCAUUUGUCAGGAUCCCAGGAUGCUCACCCGAGCUAUUCAAUUAUGCUCUGGGCGCUGGUGCAGGCGGGGUAGUUAUGCCUCACGUCCAGAAUGCAAAACAGGCUGAGGAGCUGGUUCGACUGUGCCGGUUUCCACCACUGGGGGACCGUAGCUUUCCCCCUGCAGCUCUGGUCGGCGAGCAGCAGAACCGAACGCCAGAGGGCAAGACGACGUACGACGUGUGGGAUGAGCAUGCCGCGGUGAUUUGCCAAAUUGAGGAUUUAGAGGGGCUGGAAAAUGUUGAAGAGAUUUGUCGAGUCCCAGGUGUUGACGGUCUGUUCAUCGGUACAGGUGAUCUACGUAUGUGUCUGAACUUAGCGCACGGGUCGGUCGAUGGCAAUGAGCCUGUGUUCCUCUCCGCGCUUUGCAAGAUCCGAGAUGCGGCAAAGGCCAACAACCUUCCCAUCAUGGGAUUCGGCAUCUCGCCUGCCGGGGUGGAGUUUAGGCGGGAGAUGGGCUGGAAUGCGUUCAUUAUCCAUGGGGACAUUGAUGCUAUCUGUACAUCAGCUGUCCAGUCUCUGCAGACGUACACUGAUGCAACCAGUGGAGCUGGAUCCAAUGGGUGUCGAUCAUGCGCGGAAGAAGAAUGA
This is a messenger RNA of Penicillium cinerascens, 876 nucleotides long. Its product is annotated as HpcH/HpaI aldolase family protein. Bases 1 to 876 code for a protein of 291 amino acids. Gene Ontology annotation, molecular function: aldehyde-lyase activity. Gene Ontology annotation, cellular component: cytoplasm. The record is from RefSeq and is a predicted model, not a curated record. The transcript is spliced from 3 exons. Lineage: Eukaryota; Fungi; Ascomycota; Eurotiomycetes; Eurotiales; Aspergillaceae.